AUGGAUCUUGCUUUAUCGCCCAUACACGGCCAUUCAGUCGUUGUUGCGGAUGUUGCUUGUCGAAACAUUCUGCUUGAUUCUGAUCUCUCCAUCCACUUCGGCGAUUUUACCGAGUCCAGCAUAAUGCCUCCUGAGACCAUUAUGGGAACGGACGAUGAUAAUGGAUACUCGAUACCAAGCGAUAUUGGUCAGUUGGGCAAAGUCAUCCGUGAAGUCAUAGCCGAGGAAAAGAUUUCGUAUCGAAAAGGUCCUGGAUGCCAGGUGUUUGUCGGAAUGCCAACGAACUCCUGGAAGAGUUAG
Penicillium coprophilum is the source of this 300-nucleotide messenger RNA. Its product is annotated as serine/threonine protein kinase. The transcript has a single exon. The record is from RefSeq and is a predicted model, not a curated record. Gene Ontology annotation, molecular function: ATP binding; protein kinase activity. NCBI's taxonomy places the organism in Eukaryota, Fungi, Ascomycota, Eurotiomycetes, Eurotiales, Aspergillaceae. The coding region runs from base 1 to 300 and encodes 99 amino acids. Gene Ontology annotation, biological process: protein phosphorylation.